AUGAUCGGUGAAGAGAUUAGACGCGUCCUCUCGGAACAUGAGUACGAAUGUAAGAUCGCUGCCACGUUAGGAUGCCUUCUGGCUGCACUGGUUUAUGGGCUUCGAUGGAAAAAGAAGAGACAUUUUCUCAACAGGGUGGAGCAGGAGAGAAAGAGAAGAGAACAGAGCGUGAAGACGAUGAAAGAAGCAGUAGAGAAAUUCAUCAAACAGAAUAAAGGAGUAGACCGUAGAUGGAUUCUCAGCAUGUCACUGCCAGAGCUCAUGGAGAAGCUGAGAGAUGGAGAUAUUACUCCAGAGAGCGCCCUGUACUCCUAUGCUGAAAAGGCUCUAGAAGUGAACAGAGAUCUUAACUGCGUCACCGUGUUCUUGUCCGAUUGUGAAGCGCAGAUCAAGGAACUGAAAAAGCAAAAAAAUAAAGGUCCUUUGUAUGGGGUUCCGGUUUCCAUUAAGGAACACAUUGGUUACAAGGGACAUCCAUCCACGUGUGGCUUGAUACAAUAUGUUGAUGAAUUCGAAGAAGAUGACAGUGUCAUUGUUAAGGUGUUGAAGAAACAAGGAGCUGUUGUGUUUGCAAAGACGAAUGUGCCUCAGACUUUAAUAUGCUACGAAAGCAGCAACCCCAUAUACGGCUUGACUUUAAAUCCACACAACCGAUCCAAGUCCCCUGGUGGAUCUAGUGGUGGUGAAGGUGCAUUGAUUGGAGGCGGUGGUUCACUUCUGGGUUUUGGGACUGACAUCGGUGGAAGCAUUCGCCUCCCGUCUAGCUUUUGUGGCAUAGUGGGACUUAAACCCACCACAAACAGGCUCAGUAUACGUGAAGUACGUGACUGCAUUGAUGGUUUACUUACAGUACCUAUGUGCAUUGGACCACUGGCGAGAGAUGUGGACAGCCUGGUCCUCUGUAUGAAAGCUCUUCUGUGUGAUGAAAUGUUCAAACUUGACCCAACAGUGCCACCUCUUCCAUUCAAUGAUGAGGUCUACUCCACAUCCGUACCUCUCCGUGUGGGAUUCUAUGAAACUGAUGGAUACACGCUACCCAGCUCCGGCAUGCGACGAGCGUUGUUGGAAACCAAACAACUCCUAGAGGAGGCCGGGCAUAAGCUCAUUCCGUUCACUCCGCCACGUAUAGAUUUUGUGAAAAAUGAAUUGUUUAUGAAAGCCUUACUUGGUGACGGAGGUGCAACUUUACGGGAAAAAUUCUCCAGUAACACUGUUGACUCAAACCUUAAAGAACUUUACUCAAUCACCAGCAUCCCAAGAGUAGUGAAGAAAUGUUUGUCUUUUAUCCUAAAUCCUUUUUUUCCAAGGAUUUCUAAAACGCUGAACUGUUCGCAGGGGGCAAGCUCUGUGAAGGAUCAUUGGAAGCAGCAGAUAAAUGUCCAGGAAUACAAGACUGAGUUCAUUGCGGAGUGGAGAAAGCUGAAUUUAGAUGUAUUACUGUGUCCAAUGUUAGGCCCGGCGUAUAAUACAGGUUAUGCUGGAAAACUCUUAGCUUCUAUUUCAUACACCAUGUUGUUCAACGUGCUACAGUUUCCAGCGGGUGUUGUUACCGUGAGCUCUGUCAGUGCGGCAGAUGAACAAGAAAUGAAGCGUUACAAAGGCCACUACAAUGAUCUGUGGGACAAACUCUUUAAAAAGGCUGUAGAAGGAGCCGUGGGACUCCCUCUGUCUGUUCAGUGUGUGGCUUUACCCUACCAGGAAGAACUCUGCCUGCGCUUCAUGAAGGAAGUGGAGACCCUCCGCAGACCACCUAAAACCAUCUCCUAAAGAGCCAAUAUUGUUCUAUUGGAAACGGAAAACAAAAGUACUAACAACGUAAAAGCGUUUAGGAUAUUCCCUAGUCCUGGUUACAUUUCUGGUGAACUUAGUAACUUCUUUUUUUGUAUCAAUGCCUGACUUGGGUGCUUAUGGAAAAAUGACAUAGUGAAUGGA
Spea bombifrons (plains spadefoot toad) is the source of this 1932-nucleotide messenger RNA. RefSeq names its product vitamin D3 hydroxylase-associated protein-like. Gene Ontology annotation, biological process: fatty acid catabolic process. Gene Ontology annotation, molecular function: fatty acid amide hydrolase activity; amidase activity. The coding region runs from base 1 to 1767 and encodes 588 amino acids. The transcript has 15 exons. The record is from RefSeq and is a predicted model, not a curated record. NCBI's taxonomy places the organism in Eukaryota, Metazoa, Chordata, Amphibia, Anura, Pelobatidae.